ACGUCAGUUCCUUCUACGAGCUGAGCUCAACGGACCUGUGCUUUCCCUCCACCGAGCCCCUGAGAUGAAGGAGGUGAAGAGCGAGCGGGAGCGGGGGCGCCGGCGCAGGCACCGGGACGGGGACUUGGUGGCGGCAGCGGCGGCCGUGGUGGUGAAGCAAGAGCGCAUCACCCCGGACCCCGAGCCUCCCGCCCACCGCCGCCCGGACGCCUGCCACAGCCCGUCCUCGCCCGCUGGCGAGCCGGGCCGCCCGGGGCAUCGCGGGAGCCGAACCCGCGGAGGCAGCCGGUCCCCAGCCAAAAAGAAAAGCAAAUCCUCAGGGAGAAGGAGCAAGUCUCCACGGAGCAAGAGAAGCCGAAGUCCUCACCACUCAACAGUCAAAGUGAAGCAGGAGCGGGAAGAUCAUCCCCGGAAAGGGCGGGAGGAUCGGCCUCACCGGGAGCCAUCAGAGCAGGAACACCGCCGAGCUCGGAACAGCGACCGAGAGAGACACCGCGGACAUUCCCACCAAAGGAGGGCCUCUAACGAACGGCCUGGCAGCGGCCAGGCGCAGGGACGGGACCGGGAUGUCCAGAGCUUGCAGGCCCAGGAAGCUGAGAGGGAGCUGCACAAUGCUAGGCGGCGGGAGCACCGGCAGAAGAACGAAGUGAGUGCCAACGAGAAUGAGUCUCAGGAGGCGGUUCCCCAGCCAGGCAGCAACAGCAAAGAAAAAGAGGUUCCCGCUAAAGAAAAGCCAAGCUUUGAACUCUCGGGGGCACUUCUAGAGGACACCAACACCUUCCGGGGGGUCGUCAUUAAAUACAGUGAGCCCCCAGAAGCACGAAUCCCAAAGAAGAGGUGGCGCCUCUACCCCUUUAAGAAUGACGAGGUGCUCCCGGUCAUGUACAUCCACCGGCAGAGUGCCUACCUUCUGGGCAGACACCGCCGCAUCGCCGACAUUCCCAUUGACCACCCCUCUUGUUCUAAGCAGCACGCAGUAUUUCAGUAUCGGCUGGUGGAGCACACCCGCGCCGAUGGGACGGUUGGCCGCAGGGUGAAGCCCUACAUCAUUGACCUAGGCUCGGGCAACGGGACCUUCCUAAACAACAAGCGCAUCGAGCCCCAGCGUUACUACGAACUAAAGGAAAAGGAUGUGCUUAAAUUUGGGUUCAGUAGCAGAGAGUAUGUCUUGCUUCAUGAGUCCUCUGACACUUCUGAAGUAGACAGGAAAGAGGACGAGGAGGAGGAGGAAGAGGAGGAAGUAUCGGACAGCUAGCAAACUAAGAAAUGACUUCGAACUAUUGAGAGGCCUUUUCCUUCUCAGAAGGCUUCGGGAUUGACCAAGAGAGCUCCGAAAUGCCUCUUACUGCCUUAAGUCUUUCCUCUGUUGCUGACCAGCUUCUGUUCCAGUGUAAGAAACGGACUUCUCUUUGGUUGGACUUCUCACCUGUGGCCCCUGGGUCACGUCCACGCCCGUGGUCCUUUGUUUCAGAGCAGCCUCACCACUUCCAACACACCGUGGUCUAGUAGAAGCGUUCAUGGCUUUAGUUGGUGCUUUUAAAACUGCCACCUAGGAAACUAUAGGCCCUUGGUUAAGGGGGAGAAUUGUGGCUUGUUCUCUUUGUACAGAUACAUUAUUUAUACAGUUAACAUUUUGUGGACCAGCUUUUCUUUUUUUUUGCAUUUUGGGGGCAAGAUCCUAAAACUUUGGUCCUCAGCCACACAGCCUCCAGUAUAUACCAAAGUGUUGACCUGCUUGAGCUCUUGAGGCCUAGUGGCAUUGGGACUUCAUUUUGGGCCCGGUGGGAGUUUACCCCUGAUCUCGUCAUAGAUUGCUGAACUUAACCGCUGCUUUCUGGAGUGGGCUUAAACUAGGACUGGACAAGAAGAUUCGGACUGCUGCCAGCAGGGGCAGGCGUAGCACUGCGAGAGGCUGAUGGUCGUCCCUCGUGGGGAUGCCUGACUCCCCCAUGGAGCGUGGGACAAAACAAUCUUGUUCUUCAGAUUUGCAUUUUUACUCACCUGUUCACCUUUUUUUUUCCUUCUGCAAGAAGUACAAUGUCACUUACAUGGCAGGGUCUUUGUUCAGUUCUAACAUUUGUACACGUCCAAGAGAGCUUGUGUAUUUUACAUGUCUCAUCUUUGGGGAAAAUGUUCAACGCGGUUGUUAUUUACCUUCCGAGGCUGGAAAGCCAGGGGCAUUACCCAGUUUCCUAGUUUUCUACCAGAGGAAUACGUGUAAGUAGAAAAGUCCUAUCUACUUCCAUAUAUGGUAUGUAUGUAGACACACGUUUGUGUGAAGAGCUGCAGACUGAUUUCCGCCGGAGAAAACUUGGUGGCGUAAAUGUACUACGGCAUUAGAGGCAAAAGCCUGCCUGCAUUUGAAUAGCAGGUUUUCAUUUUUAUGUAUUUUUUGGGGGGGAAAAUAAAAUUUGUAAAUAUA
Molecule: messenger RNA, 2422 nt
Organism: Echinops telfairi (small Madagascar hedgehog)
Lineage: Eukaryota; Metazoa; Chordata; Mammalia; Afrosoricida; Tenrecidae
Gene: SNIP1
Product: Smad nuclear interacting protein 1
Exons: 4
Coding region: 65-1255 (396 amino acids)
Biological process (GO): miRNA processing
Cellular component (GO): nucleus
Molecular function (GO): protein binding; mRNA binding
Source: RefSeq, a predicted model, not a curated record